Messenger RNA from Cladophialophora psammophila CBS 110553, 435 nucleotides. RefSeq lists its product as uncharacterized. The record is from RefSeq and is a predicted model, not a curated record. Gene Ontology annotation, molecular function: myo-inositol:proton symporter activity. The transcript has a single exon. NCBI's taxonomy places the organism in Eukaryota, Fungi, Ascomycota, Eurotiomycetes, Chaetothyriales, Herpotrichiellaceae. The coding region runs from base 1 to 435 and encodes 144 amino acids.
AUGGGCCUCGACAAUUCCCAGGACCCGACUCAUGUCGAAGAUGAAAAGACACCACAACGAGCUCUUAGGAGACAACAAUCAGUCGCAUCUCGACGUCUGAGUGAAGCCCAGGCAAUGAAACUGGCUGAGGACGACAUUGCCAUCGUUGAUGAAGAAAUCGCAGAAUUCGAACCCGCCCUCGAAGCACAGCCGGUCAAGAGCUCCUUUCUCAAUCCGCAAAUUUCGUUCAAUGAUCCCCGCCACUUCACCUGGCUCCUUGUCGGGUUUGCUUCGAUGGGUGGGAUGCUCUCCGGCCUUGAUCAGAGUGUCAUCUCUGGUGCCUUGCUCUACAUGCCCGAAGAUCUGCAUCUCAGCACGUCCCAAGUCAGUUUGACAAGCUCUGCUGUGCCACUUGGCGCAAUCGGAGGUGCUCCUAUCCUCGGUCCCAUCAAAUGA